AUCGGCGCGAGCAGCCAGCCAAGCGUCAUCUCCGCGCGCGCAGUGGUGAGGAGGCGGCGGCGGCGGCGAUGUCGGCGCCGUCCGCGGAGCCCUGGCCGGCGUCGGUUCCCAGGAUCACGCCGGAGGUGCUGCGCGAGACGCUGCGCUACUACAACCUGAGCCGGCAGGAGUUCAUCAGCACGUACAAGAUCCCGCCGCUGGUGUACGUGGCGGAGCUGCCGCGCGGCGCCAAGACGGCGUUCGUGGUCAUCUACGCGCUGAUCUUCGCGCUGGCGCUGAGCGGCAACAGCCUGGUGCUGUCGGUGGUGCUGAGGAAGCGCGCCGCGCGCACCGCCACCGACGUCUUCAUCUGCUCGCUGGCCGUCAGCGACCUGCUCAUCACUUUCUUCUGCGUGCCCUUCACGCUGCUGCAGAACAUCACCUCGCAGUGGGUCGGAGGCGUGCUGGUCUGCAAGACGGUUCCCUUCGUGCAGACCACGGCGGUGGUGACGGGCAUCCUCACCAUGACCUGCAUCGCCAUCGAGAGAUACUUGGGCAUCGUUUUCCCGCUUCGAAUGAGGCGACGCUCCACAUCCAGGAGAGCGUACAAGAUGCUGGGGCUGGUGUGGCUGGCCUCGGUGAUGGUGGGCUCGCCCAUGCUGUUUGUGCAGCAGCUCAAAGUCAAGUACGACUUUGUGUACGACCGCCACCACGUGUGCUGCCAGGAGAUGUGGCGCUCGCUGAGCGACCGGCGGGCGUACACCACCUUCAUCAUGGCGGCCCUGUUCCUGCUCCCGCUGGCCGCCAUGCUCUUCCUCUACACCCGCAUCGCCUUUGAGCUGUGGAUACGCAAGAGGGUGGGCGACUCGUCGGUCCUCAACACCAUGAAUCAACGGGAGCUGGUCAAGAUGGACAGGAAGAAGAAGAGAGCCGUCAAGAUGAUGAUCAUCAUCGUUCUGCUGUUCACCGUUUGCUGGGCACCUUUCCACACGGUCCACAUGCUCUUCGAAUACUACGACCUGGAGAAGAAAUACGACGACGUGACGCUCAACAUGACGGUGGCCGUGGUGCAGGCCGUCGGCUUCUUCAACAGCUUCAACAACCCCAUCGUGUACGCCUUCAUGAACGAGAACUUCAAGAAGAGCUGCGUCUCGGCGCUGUCGCGCUGCACGCGGCAGCCCGGCCAGCGGGCCGAGGUCCAGGCGCCGCCCGUGCGCUUCAUCAAGUUGCAAACCAGAGAGGCCUUCCUCGAGUUGGACUCUAGCGACGGCCCCAAGCGGCGCGGGGCCGACGGGGGUCCGUCCGCUUCGUCGCGUGGCGAGAGCUCCCCGGGGGAGGUCGGGGAAAAGCGCUCCACCGUUCAAACGGAGCUCGCCGCAAACUCCGACUCUUCGGGGAAAUGAGCACCAAGUGCCGAGGCGCCGGGAGAUGGAGGAGAUUUGGACAGGGGGGACUUUGGAGCUGGUCGUGGCAAAUCCAAGUGGCCAUUUUCCAAUUAAGCUCGUCUGAACUGAGAACGGGGUCCGUUCAGCCGUAGUCCAGAUGAGUCCGUGACUGCCAGAAGGUCUUUGAAGAGUCUUCAGGGUUGAAUGUUUCUUGUCGUGUUCGCUUCAUGUUGCAGCUGAGACGUAGUAUCGUACUCUUGGGGGUAUUUCAAAAAGUC
This is a messenger RNA of Hippocampus comes (tiger tail seahorse), 1642 nucleotides long. It is a transcript of the gene qrfprb, whose product is annotated as pyroglutamylated RFamide peptide receptor b. Gene Ontology annotation, molecular function: peptide binding; neuropeptide Y receptor activity. Lineage: Eukaryota; Metazoa; Chordata; Actinopteri; Syngnathiformes; Syngnathidae. Bases 69 to 1382 code for a protein of 437 amino acids. Gene Ontology annotation, biological process: G protein-coupled receptor signaling pathway; cellular response to hormone stimulus. Gene Ontology annotation, cellular component: plasma membrane. The record is from RefSeq and is a predicted model, not a curated record. The transcript has 6 exons.